AUGGAGUUGGGAGCUCGUGUGGGUCGCGACCAGGUACUCAUUUUACUGAAAGCCACGCUUGUUUUCGGUAUUAAUUUGCAGUAUUUAGUUCCAAGCCAAUUGGCUACCGUAUAUCAAGUGCGCAUAGGACCCAGACCGACGGAUAAGCUGUUGUCUACCGUGGCUUUCAGUGAUACACCAAUCGGUCAAAUCGUAUCGACCCUGCAGCAGAGUUUGGAAGGGUGUCCGUACCUGAAGCCUGUUAAUAUUCUCUACAGCCCAUUUUAUAAAGGCUAUUACUAUACACUGGAAGAGAGUGAGAUCGCCGCACUUCAAUUACAGGGAUGGCAAAACCAAGGCAUUCUUGGAUACGCAGUUCCAUCCGCUGGUCUCUGUGAAGCGACGACAGUCAUCUACACAUUUUUCAAAAACAACCAAGGAUACGUGCAAGUCACCAACGCGUCUAGCGACGCGUUUCUUUAUGAUAGAUUCUUCAUAUUCAGCGGCCGUCUAUGGGCUAUGUGGUGA
Molecule: messenger RNA, 507 nt
Organism: Soboliphyme baturini
Lineage: Eukaryota; Metazoa; Nematoda; Enoplea; Dioctophymatida; Soboliphymatidae
Source: the annotation of a GenBank genome assembly